Molecule: messenger RNA, 3989 nt
Organism: Gallus gallus (chicken)
Lineage: Eukaryota; Metazoa; Chordata; Aves; Galliformes; Phasianidae
Gene: TMEM173
Product: transmembrane protein 173
Exons: 8
Coding region: 2740-3879 (379 amino acids)
Biological process (GO): reticulophagy; positive regulation of macroautophagy; positive regulation of type I interferon production
Cellular component (GO): endoplasmic reticulum membrane; autophagosome
Molecular function (GO): cyclic-di-GMP binding; 2',3'-cyclic GMP-AMP binding
Source: RefSeq, marked validated
CCGCGCACAGCUUCAGGUGCCCGGACGGCCCCUGCCCUGCCCUGCGCUGCUGCAGCGGCGGUGCUUGGAGCCACGGCUCCGUGUUGGUAACCCCGAGUACAGAUUCAGCAUUAAAAAUGCUGAGAGCCCUUUUAAUUGAUAUUGGGACUCAUAAGGCUUUCUAGCAAGUCCUCAGUUUCUGUUCCUUUUCAGCCACUCAGAGGAAAGCCUGGUUCCCUGUGUAUUUCUCUUCUGUGUGAUGGACAUUUUUAGUGAAUUACAGCAGGGUUCUUAACGUUACCUGUCUGCUGACCUUCGGGUACUGUAGUAGGGCUGCUUUCUGCUCUUGUCGUUCUCACAGCUGGGAUGAAAGGCUCAAACAGGAGAUCGGAAGGUGAAAUACUGAGCACACUGCAAGAGGCAGCAUCCACUGCGUCCAUCUGCUGGCUGCAUCCAGCUGCCCCAUGCAGUGCUGGCAGCAGGGCUGUGCUCAUCCUGUAGCACCCACGAGGCUUUGGGGAGCACGGUUUUGGGGCACCUCUGUCUCUUGGUGACAGUCGCUCUCUGUUCCCACUGGCUUUGCUGCCACCACCCUUUCUACAAUGUCAGAUGUCUUUUCUAGCAGCUUUAGCACGUGGAGUGUCUCCCAGCACAGGGUCUGCUCUUACACCAUGGCUGAGCAGAGAUGUGCUUCAGGCUUUAGGCAGCAGCUUCACGUUCCCCUCUCACGCUGAAAACAGCCCGUGGCUCUCAGAGCACCAGAAUGCUGUCAGGAGUUCAGUGCUAUCUGCCUGGGAUUGCAGCGACCACAGGGCAGGAUGGGCAGCCCCCUGCUUGGCUCUCCUGCUUUACCUUACGCUGCUGCUGGGGCAGUUCUCAGAAUACCUUCAGGUCGUGUCUGCUGAGGGCUGGGCCCUCCUUUUUCAGGGCUCUGUGCUCUGUGGAUUUUGUCACCAAAUUGGAAAACUUUUGAGUUCACAGUUGCAACAGAAACAGCCUGGAUUGCUGUUUGUUCCUUGUCAAGCUCUGAUAAGCCCUCUCUGAAGAACAGUUUAGGUUAGAUAUUAGGAGGAAGUUUUUCACUCAGAGGGUGGUGCCGCACUGAACAGGUUGCCCAAGGAGGCUGUGGAUACCCCAUCCCUGGAGGCAUUGAAGGCCAGGCUGGAUGUGGCUCUGGGCAGCCUGGUCUGCUGGUUGGCGACCCUGCACAUAGCAGGGGGUUGGAACUCAAUAAGCAUUGUGGUCCUUUUCAACCCAGCCAGUCUGUGAUUCUAUGAUUGUAGAACUCAAUCCAGAUAAUCAACAGCUGUGAAAGUAACAGUAAAAAAAAAAAAAAAAAGUGAAACACUUUUGUUUUCAUUUUACUGCCAGGGAUGUUUUUCUGUUUCCUACCAUGUGGGUGAGAGCUUCUCUAAGGAAUGUAGAAAAGUCACUGUCAGAGUUGUUAUUACAUUAUCACAGAAUGGUUUGAGUUGGGAGGGACCUCUAAAGGCCAUCUAGUCCAACUCCCCUCAAUGAACAGGGUGGGGGUACUGCUGGAUGGCAGCUGGACAUGAGGCAGCACUGUGCCCUCCCAGCACCUCCGUGUGCUCCCACUUCACUGAUUCGUGCAGAGGGGAUGUGGCUGCACAGGACCAGAUGAGCUGAGAGGGUCUCAAACAGCCCCACACUGCCAUGUGCCCCACUCUGGGCUUUGUUUGCUUUUCUGUUUGUUUGUUUUGCUGUUAAGCCAUGGAUUUUUCUACCAGAAGAAAAAGGCUUCCGGGGAAUUGCAGUGCACGAUGAUCCAAACAAAUGCACUGUCCGCUAUACAGACACAGAAGCUCGUUUUGCUGUUUUGCUGAUGUGGUUUUCAUUUCUGCAUUUGCCACCCCCUUCUCCCAAGCUCCACAGUUGUUGGGUUUUUUUUGUUCUUAUACAAGCUCAUUCUGGUUUUGGUGCAAACCAAACUAAAGUUCAUGUUCACAGCACGGGGGACGUGUGCCGCAGGACCGGUCCCUGCCCAGUGUCUCUCCCCCACGAACCUCCCUCAGAUGCACGUCCUGGCCAAGAAGGCAGCAGUGGUUUCCUGUAAGUGGGUGGGAGAGAAGGAACAAGGAAAGAACAUGGCCACACCCCCACGUAAUUACAGCUGUGCAAUGGGAGAAGGAAGGCAGGCAUGUUUAAGGUGGCACCCAGAGAGUGAUGGUCAAUGGCUCCAUGUCUGGAUGGAAAUCAGGGACGAGUGGUGGUCCUCAGGGGUCUGUGCUGGGACCAAUACUCUUAAAUAUCUUCAUCAGUGACACCGAGUGGGAUCGAGUGCCCCAUCCCUGCCAAGGUCUGGCUGGAGGGGCUCUGAGCACUGGUGGAGCUGUGGGUGUCCCUGUGCACUGCAGGGGGUUGGACUGGGUGGCCUUUGGGGUCCCUUCCAACUCAAAUGGUUCUGUGAUGCUAUGACUCUAUAACCUGUUACAGAUGAGAAGUGGCCGGAAGGCGUGUGCACCUGCAGCAUCGCAGUGCUGAGAGCUCAUUCCACUCAGCCCCAUGUGGUGCCCACUGCUCACAUGGUGGGAGGUUUGCAGCAGCCGUGCAGCUCUGCUCUCUCUCUGCACUGGGAGCUGGCGCAGACCUUGCGCGUAGCAGUAGCAUCCAGAGGAAGUGGAGGCCGUGGCUGUGCGUGCUGAGCAGUGCUACGCCCAUUGCCCACAGCACCAACAUUCCAGGCAGUGCCGAGCAUCGCAGCUGCAUCUCACUGCUGCUGCCCCCCCUUCCUGCUUGCAGAUGCCCCAGGACCCGUCAACCAGGAGCAGCCCUGCUCGCCUUCUCAUCCCUGAGCCCCGUGCAGGGCGGGCACGGCAUGCAGCAUGCGUGCUGCUGGCUGUGUGCUUCGUGGUGCUGUUCCUGUCCGGGGAGCCCCUAGCACCCAUCACCCGCCGCGUCUGCACCCAGCUGGCAGCCCUGCAGCUCGGGGUGCUGCUCAAGGGCUGCUGCUGCCUGGCCGAGGAGAUCUUCCACCUGCACUCCAGGCACCACGGCAGCCUCUGGCAGGUGCUGUGUUCCUGCUUCCCUCCACGCUGGCACCUGGCCCUGCUCCUUGUCGGCGGCUCAGCCUACCUGGACCCACUGGAGGACAAUGGGCACAGCCCGCGCCUCGCCCUCACCCUCUCCUGCCUGUGCCAGCUACUGGUCCUUGCCCUUGGGCUGCAGAAGCUCUCGGCAGUGGAGGUGUCAGAGCUGACCGAGAGCUCCAAGAAGAAUGUCGCUCACGGCCUUGCCUGGUCCUACUACAUCGGCUACCUGAAAGUAGUUCUGCCACGCCUGAAGGAGUGCAUGGAAGAGAUCAGCAGGACCAACCCCAUGCUGCGGGCACACCGUGACACCUGGAAGCUCCACAUCCUGGUCCCGCUGGGCUGUGACAUCUGGGAUGACCUGGAGAAGGCUGACAGCAACAUCCAGUACCUGGCAGACCUCCCUGAGACCAUCCUGACCCGGGCAGGCAUCAAAAGGAGGGUCUACAGACACAGCCUGUAUGUGAUCAGAGAUAAGGACAACAAGCUCAGGCCCUGCGUGCUGGAGUUUGCGUCCCCACUGCAGACGCUGUGUGCCAUGUCGCAGGAUGACUGCGCAGCCUUCAGCCGGGAGCAGCGGCUGGAGCAGGCCCGGCUGUUCUACAGGUCGCUGCGGGACAUCCUGGGCAGCUCCAAGGAGUGUGCAGGGCUGUACCGCCUCAUCGCCUAUGAGGAACCGGCAGAGCCUGAGAGCCACUUCUUGUCCGGGCUGAUCCUCUGGCACCUGCAGCAGCAGCAGCGCGAGGAGUAUAUGGUGCAGGAGGAGCUCCCCCUGGGCACGGGCUCUGUGGAGCUCAGCCUGCAGGUCAGCUCCUCCGACCUGCCCCAGCCGCUGCGCAGUGACUGCCCCUGAGCCCAGCGCUCCCACAGCCACCGGCACCACAGCUGCCCCUGGAGCUUUCCAUUGCUUUUCGUGUGUUGUGUAUUUCUCAUGUACAUAUAUGAAUGUUUGGUGUUUUUUGA